AUGCUCAUCUCGCCCAACUCGUCCAGCAAGCCGGCUCACGGCGAGGCCGACUUGGCCGAGGACGUCGACGAACCCCCUGAACACGUCAUGCACGCCACCUCGAUGAACUCCGACCAGAUCGUGCUCUCUCGGCCAACGGUGAACCGCAAGGAAUCACUGCUCACGCGCGCGUUGAAGAGCAGCCCGGAGAUGUCCCCAACCGAUCCACACGCCUCCCACUACGACUCCUACAUGUACCGAUCCUACCCUCAUAGCAACAUCAGUGGCGUCUCGACGGCCGAGUUGACCAGCGACGGCGGCCUCACAAGUCCAUCUUUGUCUAAUACUCCCAGCCCACCUUUACCACCUCAAAUGAUGAAAAAUUCAGGGUUGAUGGGAAAGAGGAAUGUGAAUGUGGCCCCUAAAGUGAAGGUCGUCGAUGCUAGUGAAACUUCUGUCGAGGCCAACCUUGGCCGCAAACGAUGCAUUAGCUUCGCUUGUGGUCGUAAAACUAAUGAUAACGAGCUGAGAUCUCCGGUCUCACCCUCUGCGUCACAAGAACUCCCACCCAAAACACAACCACUGAAGGAGCUCCCCACGGAGGAAGCCCCGAUUCAAAUAAUUAAGCGCAAAACCACACUUACUUUCGCGUGUCCUGGACGGGAGACUGUUUCCCAAAGAGAGCGAUCUCCGGCGCGCAAGUCCUCCAUCCGGCCGCGAUGCCGUGGCUCCCCUGCACCUGCUGCUCGCAAAGCCUCUCCCAGCUUGAAGGAAACUCCCAAGGAAACUUCCAAGGAAACUCCCAAGGAGGUCUCCAAGGAGGUUUCCAAGGAUGUUCCCAAGGAGGAAGCUGUCUCUGCGUCCACAGAUCGCAAGGGUAUCCCAACCAGUGGACUGGGUAAAUUCGAGGAAUCCGAAGCUACCCGGUUCCACGAGUUUGCUAGCUCUAUGGACGAAGACGAUGAGUGGGUGAACAGGGAGGCCGACUAUACGCAAAAGAUCACUUUGAACGACUGUAUGAAGAAAGAAAUGGCUAUCCGACGGCUCGGUGAACAGGCAGAGGAAGAGGCUUUGGAAGAGGAAGAGGAUAUGGACGACCUUCCGGACGACGACGAAACUGUGCACGACUUCUCUUCGGACGACGGUAACGAGUCGGACAACGAGGCUGGUUUCGCAGAGUCAGACGAGAGCGACGAUGAUGGCUCUGACGUUGAAUUUUGGGGCUCAUCACACCGUGUUCCAGAACCCACCAGUCAAUCCAUCGAUGCACGCCCCUCGGCCAUUGAACGCCGCGCCUCGAACACAUCUUUUGAAUCCAUGACGGACGACCACUCGAACUGGCUUCCAGCCCCCGUGCAGAGGAUCAGUAGCCGUCACACUUUGAAGACCUCCAAGAGCAUCAGGAUUCGUCCGAGAACCCCGAACCUUCCUGAUAGUACCGACUUUGUCUGUGGAACCCUCGACGAGGAUCGUCCCCUCGAACUCGCCUACAAAUCUUGCCUCGAACAACGGCGCCGCCUAAAAGAAGUUGUCAUCCCACAGGAUAUCGACCCCAGCUUCCCCACCAGUGAUCCGGAGGACAACGAAGACCCUGAACCAUCCGAGGAAGAGCUUUCCGGCUCGUCCUCUGCCACAGGUCGCCGUGCUGAAGUAACCCGAGGACGGCCAGAGGGCGAGGCCCGCAAGCACUCACCCCGUCGCUCUCCCAGGCGUUUGAUGUCCCCACCACCCCGUCGCGCUGGCCGUGCCUCUCCCAAGCGUCUCAAGUCCCCGCCCCCGCGCAUGAGAGCGAAGUCGCCCACCCCAGCCACGUGGGAACUCACCGACGAUAUGCCCAUCGUUGAUUCUCCCAGAGGUGUCAACAUCAGCCACCUGGUUCAGCGGCGACCUCUCGUCCGUACCAAGUCACUCCCCCGUGUCCCCAAUCCUUUCUUCACCGGCUUGGACAAAGAUCACCGUUGGCAAGGUAUCCCGGUGUUCUCUGAAUCCCCAGAGCACGAACACUCACGUACCCGUGAACUACACACUCGUGGCCCAAUCGACAUUGUCGAAGGGCUCGAGAAGAAGCGCCAGAAACGCAAAGAAAAGUUCUGGCGUCAACACUGCCGCAAAGCUGCCAAAGAGCAGAUGGGCAAACGGCCCAUUCCAGGCCAUGGAGCCGAACGGAUGAAGGAGCUUGGCCUCGAAGUUGCUGAGAGGUGCAGAGCUUACGGCGUCGGUCAAGACGCCCAGCUCGUCCUAUCCGUUUAG
Penicillium expansum is the source of this 2229-nucleotide messenger RNA. RefSeq names its product DUF2457 domain-containing protein. The coding region runs from base 1 to 2229 and encodes 742 amino acids. The record is from RefSeq and is a predicted model, not a curated record. The transcript has a single exon. NCBI's taxonomy places the organism in Eukaryota, Fungi, Ascomycota, Eurotiomycetes, Eurotiales, Aspergillaceae.